Messenger RNA from Coccidioides posadasii C735 delta SOWgp, 1753 nucleotides. RefSeq names its product centromere/microtubule-binding protein cbf5 (gene CBF5). Gene Ontology annotation, biological process: rRNA pseudouridine synthesis; box H/ACA sno(s)RNA 3'-end processing; mRNA pseudouridine synthesis. Gene Ontology annotation, cellular component: box H/ACA snoRNP complex. Gene Ontology annotation, molecular function: RNA binding; pseudouridine synthase activity. The record is from RefSeq and is a predicted model, not a curated record. NCBI's taxonomy places the organism in Eukaryota, Fungi, Ascomycota, Eurotiomycetes, Onygenales, Onygenaceae.
AAAAGAGACAAGGAGGUCAACCGUAUAUUCGACCACGAUAGAUCCGGUGUCCCGUACCUAGUCUCUGGAUCGCGACAUUCUGAACUUCUCUUUUGCUUGAUUCCGACCAUAUUCGACCAUGGCAGCCAGCAAGAGCGAUAUGGAUUUCAGUAUCAAGCCGGAGGCGGCGACACCUCCAAUUCCUACAUCAGAAUGGCCGCUGUUAUUGAAGAAUUAUGAUAAAUUGCUUGUCAGAACUGGACAUUUCACCCCAAUCCCAGCAGGGUGCACUCCCUUGAAGCGUGAUUUGAAGUCGUAUAUCAGCUCCGGCGUUAUCAACCUUGAUAAACCAUCGAAUCCUUCCAGUCACGAGGUUGUCGCAUGGAUGAAGAGAAUUUUGCGGGUCGAGAAAACGGGCCACAGCGGAACUUUGGAUCCUAAAGUUACUGGAUGUUUGAUCGUUUGUAUAGACCGCGCCACUCGCCUCGUCAAGUCCCAGCAAGGAGCAGGAAAGGAGUACGUCUGUGUGAUCCGAUUGCAUGACAAGAUUCCGGGAGGCGAAGCUCAGUUCGCGCGUGCCCUUGAAACCUUGACCGGUGCUCUUUUCCAAAGACCACCGUUGAUCUCUGCUGUAAAGCGUCAGUUGCGAAUUCGCACUAUUCACGAGAGCAAACUAUACGAGUUCGACAACGAUAGGCAUCUGGGUGUUUUCUGGGUCAGCUGCGAGGCUGGAACCUAUAUCCGAACAUUGUGUGUGCAUUUGGGUUUGCUUCUCGGGGUUGGUGCGCACAUGCAGGAACUGCGAAGAGUUCGAAGUGGUGCUAUGGACGAGCAGGAUGGGAUGGUGACGCUACAUGAUGUUCUCGAUGCUCAGUGGAUGAUGGACAAUAACCGCGAUGAAUCGUACUUGAGACGUGUGGUUCGACCACUGGAGACUUUGUUGACAACUUACAAGCGUGUUGUUGUCAAGGACAGUGCUGUCAAUGCCGUCUGUUACGGAGCGAAAUUGAUGAUUCCCGGAUUACUCCGUUUCGAGGCUGGAAUUGAAGUCCAUGAGGAAGUUGUCUUGAUGACAACCAAGGGAGAAGCUAUCGCUCUUGGCAUUGCACAGAUGUCCACAGUCGAAAUGUCCACCUGUGAUCACGGCGUUGUCGCUAAGGUCAAGCGUUGCAUCAUGGAGCGAGAUCUGUACCCACGACGAUGGGGUAUGGGUCCCGUUGCCCUCGAAAAGAAGAAGAUGAAGGCAGAUGGCAAGCUUGAUAAAUUUGGCCGGCCCAAUGCUUCGACCCCAGCCAAAUGGCAGGCUGAAUACAAGGACUACAGUGCUUCCGCUGACGCUGCUGCUCCUCAGCCAGCCACUGAAGCAACACCGGCUACCCCCGCACAAGCGCCAGCGGCAUCUCCAGAAGGAGCGUCAUCUCCUGCUCCAGAGGCAGACAAGGAAGACGCCAAGAAGCGAAAGAGACACGACGGUGAGACUCCAGAAGAACGCGAGGAGCGAAAACGUAGAAAGAAGGAGAAGAAGGAAGAAAAAGAGAAGCGGAAGCAGGAGAAGAAGGAGAAGAAGGAAAGGAGAAAGUCCAAGCAGGCUGAAAGUAGUGACUCAGAGUGAUUCGCCUUUGCGCUGUUUGCUGUGUUUUUUUUUUGUAUCAUACUUUGGAGUCUCGGUCAAAAAGGGGGUUUGCUAUCUGUUCUCUGAAUCUUUGGGGUUUGAGUGAUGUUUCAAGUGUCGUUUGUUUGACAGCUGUUGGUAUAUAAUGGCCACUGUUUAUUA